This is a messenger RNA of Argentina anserina (silverweed cinquefoil), 858 nucleotides long. Its product is annotated as protein TIC 20-IV, chloroplastic-like. The transcript is spliced from 2 exons. The record is from RefSeq and is a predicted model, not a curated record. NCBI's taxonomy places the organism in Eukaryota, Viridiplantae, Streptophyta, Magnoliopsida, Rosales, Rosaceae. The coding region runs from base 1 to 858 and encodes 285 amino acids.
AUGGCGACGGCCUUGAGCUGCGGCCAGUCCAUCCGCCUCUGCCCUUCUUCUUCUUCUUCUUCUACGUACAAGCAUGUAAAUUUUAGAGGACCCGCCAAGCUCAACAGGGUUGCAUGCAAGUUCAAUCUAAAACCACUGCCUAUAUUAUCACCCGGAACACCACUCAAUACAAUUAUGCCUGUACUGCCCAGAGGAUUGCCAAGCUUGGACCUUUCUGCUGCAUCAUCCACAGUACCAAGGGGGAGUGAAGCUGGCCGGUCACAGAAAACAUCCAUUCUACUCAGACAGCGCAAAUCUUCAGCAUUGGUACAAGUAAAGAAGAAGGAUCAUAGUUCAAUCACUAUACCUUUCCCGAAAAUGACGGAGAAGCUAGAGUGGUGGUGUAGAACUUUGGCAUGUCUUCCUUUUUUGGCAUCUGUGCUGAUGUCCGAACAUGGAUUUCAUAUUAUUCCGUUUGCAGAACACUAUCACCUCUUUGGAGAUUUGAUUUAUUAUGUCCCCGGAGCAAUCAAGAGGUUACCGUGGUGGUUCCCAAGUGCUUAUUGCAUAUUGGCAUAUUUCUUCAUUGUGAAGAAGAAAGAGUGGUCUCACUUCUUCAGGUACCAUGUGGUUAUGGCCAUGUUACUAGACACAAUGCUGCAAGUGGUUGGGAAGGCGAGCGAAUUCUUUCCGCUCAUACACUCCUGUGGCACAUUUGGCAUAGAAUAUUGCGCGGCCGUGGGAUUCUUGUAUAUUCUGAUCUUGCUGGAGUGCAUGAGGUGUGCUCUUGCUGGCAAGUAUGCUAAGCUCCCAUUUUUCAGUACUCCUGCUCUAGCUCACACUCUCUUUACCGUAGAAGGCAGGCUAAGACCUUUCUAA